CCCCUUUUCCCGGAGCCGGUCAGGAGCUGGGCGCUCGGAGCCGCGGCGAGCUGGGGAGUUCUUCUCGGGGACCAAGCGGGGUGCUCUGAGCUCCGUCCCAGGCCGCCAAGACUGCAGCCGCUGCCUUCCUCUCCCUUGCCCUGCUCUGCGCUGCCAGUUGGUCAGUCCCGUCGGUCCAGUCCCGGGUGACUGCGCUGCCCCCUCGGCUGCCGGCCCCGCGCUCCCCGCCCACCCGGAGGCUUGACCUCGAGAGAAGCGUACCGAGCCCCUCUCCCCAAGUUCCCAGAGCCCCCAGCCGAGAUGGCUUCAGUGACAGAAGGAGGCAAAGCUGGAGGCAAAGAUGCUUCAGACCAAAACUUUGACUACAUGUUCAAGCUGCUCAUCAUUGGCAAUAGCAGCGUCGGGAAGACUUCUUUCCUCUUCCGGUAUGCGGAUGACACCUUCACCCCAGCCUUUGUCAGCACGGUGGGCAUUGACUUCAAAGUGAAGACUGUUUACCGCAAUGAAAAGAGAGUGAAACUACAGAUCUGGGACACAGCUGGCCAGGAAAGAUACCGGACCAUCACCACUGCCUAUUACCGCGGUGCCAUGGGUUUCAUCCUCAUGUAUGACAUCGCCAAUGAAGAGUCCUUCAAUGCCGUUCAGGACUGGGCUACCCAGAUCAAGACCUACUCCUGGGACAAUGCCCAGGUCAUCCUGGUGGGAAACAAGUGUGACAUGGAGGAUGAGAGGGUCGUGCCCACGGAGAAGGGGAAGCUCCUUGCUGAGCAGCUUGGGUUUGACUUCUUUGAAGCCAGCGCCAAGGAGAACAUUUGUGUCAGGCAAGUCUUUGAGAGACUGGUGGAUGUUAUCUGUGACAAGAUGUCUGAGACCCUGGACACAGACCCGGCCCUGGCCAGCGGGGCCAAGAACACGCGCCUCACGGAUACCCCCCCACUCCUCCAGCCUAACUGCUCCUGCUAGGCCUACUGGGCCACUUCCCCCCUGCUCUCUGGGAACUCUCUCCACUUUUUCCCACAUCCUUUCCUCUCUCCUGAAAUUCUUCCCACCCCCACCCAUUGUUAACUCAACAGCUCUCCUUCGGACCUCAGUAUCUCCUAUAAUUGGUCCUGGUGGAAUCUGCCACUUGUAUUCUGGGUUCUGGAUUGUGUGAUGCUCUCAACCAUUUGUGAGUGGGCCCUACUUUACAAAUGCUCUUGAAUUGGAAAGGAUCUUUGAGGGCAUUGAGCCCUGUUCCCCACUCUCCAUUUCACAAAAGACAGAAUUCUGGUCCAGAGAAGAGGUGUGACGUACCCAAAGUCACCCAGCUAGGUUGUAGCAUAGCCAAGAUUUGAGCCCACUUCUGAAUCCAAAUCAAGGGCCCUCUCCAUUGCACUGUACCCCAACCCACUGGAGUAAGAGUAUUCAUUUAGAAAAAGCAUUCCCCAGUUUUAAAAAAGUUUCACCCCAAGGUUUGCCCUACAUAACAUCAUUUUUGGCACAGGCUGAUAGCUUAAUAUGAGGGCCACCACCACGGUCGAUACAAGCUUAGCUGGAGAGAGAGAUGUACAAAAUUAUCUAUUUCCCAUCCUGUUCCUUAGUGGAUUUCUUUCUUGGUUUCCAUGAGAACCUUGACCCUGUCCUAGAGGUACUCCUGGGGUUUGAGGACAAUAAGGAGAGAGCUGAUCUCUGGGGACCCAGGAAAUACAGGAUUAAAGACUUCAUACUGGAAGGAACCUCAAAUAUUAUCAAUUCCAUCCCAUUCAUUUUCACAGAAACUGAGGCCCAGAGAAGGUAGAACUGGGAAAUAGGAAGCUCUUUGAAGAGAGACAAUGAAAAGAAGACUGGAUUUGGGGUGAGAGGACCUGAGUUUGAAUCCCUACUUUCCUAUUCCCUGGAUUGUUGAUCUUGGGCAAACCCUUUCUUCUGUGUGGGCUUCAGUUUUCCCCUCUGUAAAAUGAGAGACAUAGACUAGAUGACCUCUAAGGACCUAUCCAGCUCCACUGUGGUCUUAAUGAGGGUGGAAGGAACCCAAGUUGGGUCAGAUACAAAUGAUUUCUUGAUGGCGGUAGUGGUGGGAUGGGUUCAAGGAUUUUUCAGAAGCAUGUUCAGGGUUCCAUUAUGAAAAAAGUGGGGGGAGGAUGUCUCUGGGUUACUGGCUUUGGCUUCUCUGCCAUUCAAAAUUCUGUUACUAGCAGGGGCAGCUCGGUGGCUCAGUAAAUAGAGCACUGGCCCUGGAUUCAGGAGGACCUGAGUUCAAAUCCGGCCCCAGACAUUUGACACUUACUAGCUGUGUGACCCCGGGCAAGUCACUUAACCCUCAUUGCCCUGCAAAAAAAAAUCACUUACUAGCAAGUAACUGACCACUUCUCCAACAGGUCUUGUCCUGAAAAGCCAAUCCCACUGUGUCUGUUCUAGGGGACACAAGGAAACUGAAUAUGGAUCCCCCAAGUAGAGCCAAUGCUUCUGGAAGAGUAGGCAAUUAAGCUAAAAGAAAUCCUAGAAUCUCAGAGCUUGAUAGGUUUUCCAAGGUAUUUAGUCCAAUCAGUACCCAAACAAAAGUCCCGUCUACAAUAUACCUAAGUGAUUGCUUAGUUUCUAUUUGAAGAAUCCCAGUGAUGGUGAGCUCACUACAUGAAUAGGUGGCAAACUAAUAUUGCUUGCCCAUGAGGAAAAAACCUUUCUUCCUUAUCUGAUCUCUCAUAAUUUAGGGACAUUUGCAACUGUGAGCUCAGGACUCCUUCCAGUCUUCAGAUAGCAAAGGGGUGGGUUAGGUUGGAGUGUGUUACUAGAAAGAAUUGACCCACAAUAUAUAUUGUAUCCCCAUGAGGCAUGCUCAGUUGAGUGAUGGUUCAUUCCAAGUCUUUCAUUAAACCAAGAAAGGGCUAAAGACAACAAUUUGAGGCUGGAGAAGAAAGGUGGACUGUCUUGGUGAGGGUUAACCACCAUCUGCCUGAUAGUCAUUGAAGAGGGGCUACUGGAGUGGUGAAGAAAGCAUGGGGCAGGGAGUCAGGAGACCAGAGUUCUGGUCCCAGAUCAGCCAUUGAUUUGCUAUGAAACCUCUGGACAGUUCCUUCCCCUCUCUGGGCCUGUAUAAAGUGGUAGGAUUGAGUUAGAUGAUCUCUAAAUCCCCUUCCAUCUUUGACAUGAAAUGCAUCAGGGUGGCUUCCCGGCUCUGACAUGCUCUCUUCCAACCAUCCCAACUUGGAUAAUCUAUGACUUCAAUAUCAGCCAAUCAAACAAAUAAGCAUUAAGUCCCUACUAUGUGCUAACCUCGGGGAUGCAAAGACAAAAUUGAAAUAAAUAGUCUCUGCUCUUAAGGAGUUUACAAUCUAGCCAGAGAAGAUUGCCAUUUUUGGUAUAUACACCAUAUAUGUAUAAAAAAGUACAAGGUGAUUGGAUGGGGCACUAGCAGUUGAGGGGAUCAGGAAGGCUUCAUAAAAAAGGUGAUGCUUCAGUGAGAAUCAGGGAUUCUAAGAGGUGGGGGUAAAAAAAAAAGAGGUGGGGGGUGAGCAAAGAGUGCAUUCCCACCUGUGGAAAGUCAUGGAGAAGGGAGAGGGAGUGACCUGUGUGAGAAACAAUAAGGUAGCCUUACUUUGAUCACUUGGGAUUGAGCUAAGCCAUCAGGCCUGACUCUACAAGAGCCUUAUUCUAGCAAGUACUUGCGUGAGGAGGUGGGAAGGAGAGGACGGUUCCACUUUGGCCAAAAAGAGACCCAAAACUCCAUUGUGGCAAGAAGACCCUUUUGUGGGGGAAGCUGUGGGCAGCCUCACUCUGGAGCUGUCCAAGGUACUGUCCCAGCCCACCCUUGAAUACCUGGGGUUUUCAAUUAAAAGAUAAAAGAAGGGGUUUAGGGGAAGAAGGGGUUGAGCAAGGGCAGCCACAUGGACUGGUACCUGAAUGGACCACUGACCUUAUUGCCAACAUGGCCUAAUCACUUGGUUUAUCUGAGCCUCAGAUUUCCCUUCUGCAAAAUAGGAUAACAAGACCAUUUAGAUCUGGACCUUAGACAUUAUGUAGUCCAAGUCCUUCAUGUUACAAAUGAAGCUAAUGAGAUCUAGAGGGGCUAAUUCAAUACAUUUCAAAGUCAUCCAGCAUUUAUUAAGAACCUACUAUGUGGGGCAGCUAGGUGGUGCAGUGGAUAGAGCACCGGCCCUGGAUUCAGGAGGACAUGAGUUCAAAUCCAGCCUCAGACACUUAACACUUACUAGCUG
This is a messenger RNA of Dromiciops gliroides (monito del monte), 4193 nucleotides long. It is a transcript of the gene RAB3B, whose product is annotated as RAB3B, member RAS oncogene family. NCBI's taxonomy places the organism in Eukaryota, Metazoa, Chordata, Mammalia, Microbiotheria, Microbiotheriidae. Gene Ontology annotation, cellular component: synaptic vesicle; endosome; plasma membrane. The transcript is spliced from 5 exons. Gene Ontology annotation, biological process: protein localization to plasma membrane; regulation of exocytosis; protein secretion. The record is from RefSeq and is a predicted model, not a curated record. Gene Ontology annotation, molecular function: GTPase activity; GTP binding. Bases 301 to 963 code for a protein of 220 amino acids.